Messenger RNA from Ophidiomyces ophidiicola, 1614 nucleotides. RefSeq lists its product as uncharacterized. The transcript has 3 exons. Gene Ontology annotation, cellular component: mitochondrion. Lineage: Eukaryota; Fungi; Ascomycota; Eurotiomycetes; Onygenales; Onygenaceae. The record is from RefSeq and is a predicted model, not a curated record. The coding region runs from base 1 to 1614 and encodes 537 amino acids.
AUGGCGCCCGAAGAACGAGAUCUGUUCACGUACACCUCCGGUCGCUAUCUUUACAAUGAAAAACUUCGGCUUAUCGAGAGGCAUGUUGAGUUUAAUGUUCGUGCAUUGAAGAGCAUUGCCGCCAGAUCUGUAGGUCGAGAGUCGGUCACGGGCAUCACCAAACUUGCGGAGGGGGGAUUCAACAGGGUUUUCCUUCUCACAAUGAAUGAUGGCUUUGAAGCCAUCGUGAAGAUACCCUACCUGCAUACAGUCCCAAAAAUGUUUACAACUGAGAGCGAGGUUGCUACCUUGGAUUUCCUGCACUCCAAUGGCAUCCCUGUUCCCAAAGUCUAUUCAUGGUCUUCCAAAACAGACAAUGAGGUUGGCACUGAGUAUAUCAUCAUGGAGAAAGCAUCUGGAAAGCCUCUGACAGACUGCUGGUUCAAUCUGUCUGCCAAAGAAAGAGUAAAUUUGGUUACCAGCUUUGUUAACAUUGAGAAAAGGCUUUUCUCAUUCCGUUUUGGUGCACAUGGGAGCUUGCAUUAUAAGAAGAAUUUGCCGCAACAUCUCCAAGCCAAUUUAUAUGCCCCUGGAUCUCAGGCUGAUGGCGAUGCUGCAAGCCGGUUUUGCAUUGGACCCAUCGCGGAUUACACCUUCUGGCGUGGAAGACGAGCAGACUUUGAUAUACAUCGAGGGCCAUGGGUGGAUCACCGUGAAUAUCUUCAUGAUGUUGGCCGGCGUGAGUUAGAGUGGACGAAGAAGUUUGGCAACCCUCUCAGAAAUGACUUUCCUCAUUGCAUUUUAUUGCCAUCAAAGGCUCAUCCAGACACGUAUAUUGAUCUAUUGGAGAAGUAUUUGCUACUUGCUCCUUAUCUUUUACCACAGGACCCUAAUAGUCCUCUAAAUCAACCCACCCUACGUCACCCAGACCUCAAUCCAGGCAAUAUUUUCGUAUCUGACACAUGCGAAGUAUCUUGUCUCAUUGACUGGCAGUAUACAGCCAUCCUUCCACUUUUGUUGGUAUCAGGCAACCCACCUAUGUUUGAUAAUCCUGACGACGAGCCUCCAAAAAAUUUUGAUAAACCAUCUCUCCCACCGGACUAUGAAAAUUUACGUGCUGAUGAAAGAUCCCAAGCCGAUGAGCUGCACCGGCGGAGAAUGUUAUUUUGGUUAUACAUGAUUUUUAAUGGGAAAGAUAACAAGCCUCACCUUGAUGCCCUCCGGCACCCACUUGCGAUGCCUCGGCAACACCUGGUAGAACGAGCCGGACAUCAGUGGACUGGAAAUACAGUCACUUUGAAGGGUGCAGUUCUUCGUGUUGUCAUGAACUGGGAUCUAAUACUUGGAAGAAAAGCCGGGACUGUCAAAUGCCCUGUCUCUUUCGACGAGAAAGAACAAGAGGAAUUCUUUGAAACUGAGGAUAAGUGGUUUAAAGCAAAUAUUUUGGUGGAAUACUGGCGAUCUCUUCUGGAUAAUGUGAGCCAGGAUGGCUGGGUGCGGAACGAAUCAUACGACAAGGUGGCUGCGACCAACCAGAAGCUCAAAAAGGAGUGGUAUGCAGAGGCAGAGGAUGAUGAUGACCGCCUUUGUGUGGAGCAGCAUUGGCCUUUCCAGGAUCAUGAAGAGGUCGAUUGA